This is a messenger RNA of Anopheles bellator, 2282 nucleotides long. RefSeq names its product growth factor receptor-bound protein 2 (gene drk). Lineage: Eukaryota; Metazoa; Arthropoda; Insecta; Diptera; Culicidae. Gene Ontology annotation, molecular function: protein binding. The transcript has 5 exons. The record is from RefSeq and is a predicted model, not a curated record. The coding region runs from base 696 to 1331 and encodes 211 amino acids.
AUAGUAGGUUGUGUGCAAGGCCUAGAAAGUGUUAGGUGUUUUCUGCGUUUACUCGUGUGUCCGUCGGGCUCUCUGCGUUUUGUGUUGCCGGUGAUUGUCGCAUCGUUGUGCCCAGCUGUAGGUUCGCCCGAGACAUCAUCAAGCGCAGUGCGGGCCUUGUUAUGUCGAGUGAGUGAGUAAUGCUGUGCUGUGUUUCGUCUGCUGUGCAAUUUUGUGAAAAUAGUCAACCGAUCUCCCGCGGCAAAUUGAAGGAGGCGGCGCACGUCUAUUCGCAGCCGUGAGGGAAGCCAAAAAAGUCGCCUCGCCCCAUUCCUAGUGUGCAUUGAUAAGCGGGUUGUGUUUGUGUGGCGUCGUUUAUGUUACCGAUAUUUUCUGGUGGUGCGCUAGUGUUGUGAGUACAGCUGCUGCUGCUGCCGUUAUUGUUUCGUCCCCACACGCUGCUGCCGUCGUCCGGUUUAUCGGCCCAUGUGGCGCAGCUAAUCGCCCAUCAGGAGCCUACGCGGAAUAAAGUGUCGUGCCGUGCCGGUCGUUGAUCGCCACGUGAACCAGCAACGAAGAGGAUAGUUGUGCGCGGCCCCCCCCACCCCCCACAACGGGACACGGUGUCCUUUCCGUUGCGUUUGUGUUUCUCUUUUCACUUGUUGGCCCGCCGGCAAAGGUGCUUUUGGGGCACACAGAUCGUCUCGUUCGGCAGAAUGGAAGCCGUUGCCAAGCACGAUUUUAACGCCACAGCCGAUGAUGAGCUGAGCUUUAGGAAAAGUCAGGUUUUAAAGAUUUUAAACAUGGAAGAUGACAUGAACUGGUACCGGGCGGAGCUGGACGGCAAGGAAGGACUGAUACCUAGCAAUUACAUAGAAAUGAAAAAUCACGACUGGUACUACGGACGGAUUACACGAGCGGACGCUGAGAAGCUACUGUCGAACAAACACGAGGGCGCCUUCCUGAUACGGAUCAGUGAGUCGAGCCCGGGCGACUUCAGCCUAUCGGUCAAGUGCUCGGACGGUGUGCAGCACUUCAAGGUGCUGCGCGACGCACAGGGCAAGUUCUUCCUCUGGGUGGUAAAGUUCAACUCGCUGAACGAACUGGUCGACUACCACCGGACCGCUAGUGUGUCUCGAUCGCAGGACGUUAAACUGCGCGAUAUGGUGCCAGAAGAGAUGUUGGUGCAGGCUUUGUACGACUUCGUAGCGCAAGAAUCGGGUGAGCUGGACUUCCGACGAGGCGACGUCAUCACGGUGACAGAUCGUUCGGACGAGCACUGGUGGAACGGCGAGAUCGGCAACCGGAAAGGACUGUUCCCAGCAAUAUACGUAGCACCGUACCAUUCAUAAAACAUAAGUAUUUUACUCGCACAUUUACAUGGAUGCAUACGCGGAGACAGAGAGACAGAGCGAGAGCGAGAGCGAGAAAGAGAGAGAGAGCGAAAGGGGGAGAUCGCGAACCCGAAACACAGCAACACAAACACGCAUACACACCAGAGGCGGGCGCUGCGCGAGCGCCCAGGAACCGGUGUGUGCUCGUAGCCGUCACUUCCAGAAACACCGCCAUCCAUCACCUUCACCACCACCACGUCUAAAGGGCACUGGCCACUCUCUAGGAAUGAACGUAGCCGUGUACUAGCCACCCUGCGAUCGAUCGAUACACGAUCCUGGUGUGCCGAUCGUACAACAACGCGCGGUAUAGCUAUAGACGAACAAUGUAAUCAGAGCAUGUUACGAUGGCCGGCCGCCCCGCCGCCGCGUCUAGCACGUAGUGUGUGCUUGUUACAGGAACUAGGCACACACAGAAACUAGGACGCGCGUACAUACGCCGCAGGCCAGACAGGCCGCGAAAACAAGUGUGCAGCAUAUUAUAAAUAUUAUAUAUUUUUUAAAUGUGUAAAAAGCGAGAAGGGCCAGCAAGUAAUAAACCCACAACAACAACCCGGGCGGCACUCGAACUGGUGACAGCGGGGAGAGGGUUGCGUGCAGACCAGGCGUGGCAGAUGAUCUGGAGGGGUUGGCAAAGACGGGGAAGGCAUUAAGUUAUUCGCGCGAUCAGUCGCGCACGCGCCGCCGGGAGAAGCGAGAUCACUGCGGCCAACUGCUGACGACUAGGAGACAGUUUUCUAAUCCUCUUUUUAAUGCUUUUCCGAACAUUUUAAAACACCUUCCCUUGGGUCGUUCUAUUUAAACAUGGUGCCGCAUUUAUUGUGCCCUGGUCCCGUUGGUCCCUCCUCUGUGUGUGCUUAUCCAGGACCAACUGAUUUACCGAUCUUCCUCUGUCCCAACAAGCGGUUUCCA